ACUCUUUGUUUUAUUCCCUGAAAUUUGGUGUAAAAAGGAGUUUUUGUAAAUUUAAUUUAAUUUAAGGUUUAUAAGAAAUAAAAUGUUUAAUUGGUCUGUUUUAAAACAACUCUCAAGACUUUCGAUAUGUGCAGCUGCCAAAGCACAAGUAAAUACAAGAUUAAUAUCUACAAAUACUACUCUACAGUUUAAAAUGACCGAACCACUCUGUGCUGAACCUUUGAAAAAAAAGAAGAAAAUGGAUCCUGCCAUUAUAAAGGCGCGCGAAGAUCGUCGCCGCAAGAAAUUAGAAAAGCAAAUUCGUAGAUUGCAGAAAAAUGCACGACAACUUAAAUCAAUUGAUGAGAUGGAAGUUCCAUUACACAUUUUAGACGAAAUGGGGAAACGGAAGAGGCCACCAGUGAAAUUGUCUUCUGAAGUAAUGGAAGCCCGAGCCUUAUUACAGAAAGAAUGGACCCAAUACAAAAGGGAAGAGUAUAUGAACAGUGUGGCUCAAAUUGAUAGAAUCAUGGCUGCACAGCGUAGAGCCCUUGACAAGCUUUAUGAAGAAUCAGAAGAACUAUAUGAUGAAGCUAUUAUGCCUGACUUGUCCCUGAUACCCUAUUCUGUCAGGGGUCCAGUUGCCACUCCACCUAUCAAGGAUUAUGCAUCACCGGAUGGAGAGUUUAUAGAUGUGUCGAAGAAAUGGGACAAUUAGUUUGUUGAGUGUGCU
Chilo suppressalis (striped riceborer) is the source of this 712-nucleotide messenger RNA. NCBI's taxonomy places the organism in Eukaryota, Metazoa, Arthropoda, Insecta, Lepidoptera, Crambidae. The record is from the annotation of a GenBank genome assembly.